GAACUCAGAAAUGGCUGAUUGUGGCCCUGCUGCUCCAGACGGGCUGCCCCACGAAUUGGUACUAGGUGACCCUGUCCCUAAGGCAAAAGGGCACCAGGUCUGUGAGGGCAAUGACUUCCCAGGUGAGAAAACUGAAGGUGAAGAGUUGAAUGGCCAUGAAAGCCCAGAAGCCACUAGCCCAGGACCUGACCUGCAGGGCAGUUUGAUUGUACAUGGCUCUGAGAUGGCAACGGGCCAGCCUGGCCUUCUGGAGCAGGGGUACGGUCUGGAGGAUGGACAAGAGAUCCUGUGUGACUUCUGCAUGGCCCAGAAGGUCCUGGCAGUGAAGUCCUGCUUGACCUGUAUGGUGAAUUACUGCGAGGACCACCUCCGGCCUCACCUGGAGAACAGCAAGCUGCAGAGCCACAAGCUGAUGGAUCCCGCAAAGGACAUUGACCGGCAGACCUGUGAGACUCACAAAGACCACUUGGGGUGGUUCUGCCAGACCGACCUGGUGUGUGUCUGUGAGGAGUGCCUGGCCGAAGAGCACAAGGGGCACAACUUGCUCACCUGUGAGGCAGCCAGGAAGGACAAUGAGAGAGAACUUCUGCAGACCCAAGCAGAGUACGACUGGAAACUGAAGUCUGCUGAAAACGCAAUUGUCAAGCUGCAGAAUAAUACACAGUCUAUAGUGAGUUCUAUUUCCGAAGUGAAGAGCCUGGUGUCUGGGCAGUUUGGGGAGCUCUUGGAAGCUGUCAAGAUGGCCCACUCAGAUGUACUGGCAUUUCUAGAGGAGAAGGAGCGUGUGGCGGUGAAUCAAGCCAACGGGAUAAAGAUCCAUCUGGAGCACAAGCAUGCUGCCAUGGAAGAGAAUAAACUCAGGCUGGAGAAGAUGGCCCUCCACACCAGUGACAUCCUGUUCCUUAAGGAAUAUUGUGAGCUCAAGAAGAACACAGGGGAUGACACGCUUCCCAGUGUUUAUAUUGGACUCAAAGAUAAACUGUCAGGGAUCAGAAGGGUCAUCUCAGAGUCAACAGAACACUUGCUACAGCUUGUACAAGCCACCUAUAAGGAAAAGCUCGAGGAGUUUGGAAAGGAAGAGGACUGUGGGAUCAAAACGAUGGUGUCUGCACUUGUACCAUCCAGGCACCGCAUAUCAGCUCCAGAUCCAGAGACUAGGAGUGACUUUCUCAAGUACACAUGCCUGUUAACGUUUGACCCAGUCACGGCCCACAGAUAUCUCAGGCUCUUGGAGGACAACCACAAAGUGACUAACACCACGCCCUGGGAACACUCCUACCCAGAUCACCCUGAAAGAUUUGAGCACUGGCGCCAGGUGCUGUCAGACAACAGCUUGUACAUGGGUCGCUACUACUUUGAGGCUGAAAUAAGCGGAGCCGGCAUUUACAUUGGUAUGACAUACAAAAGCAUUGACCGGAAGGGGUCAGAAAGCAACAGCUGCAUCUCGGGGAAUAACUUCUCCUGGAGCAUCCAAUGGCAUGGCAAGGGGUUCUCUGCGUGGCACAGUGAUGUGGAGACGCCACUGAAAACAGACACGUUCAACAGGAUAGGGGUCUAUCUGGACUAUCCCAAGGGCACUUUGUCCUUCUAUGGUGUCACCUUGGACACCAUGACUCUGAUGCACAAGUUUGAGUGUGAAUUUGCUGAGCCACUCUAUCCUGCUUUCUGGCUUUCGAAGAAAGAAAACUCCAUCAGAAUAAUCAAAGCAGGGGAUGCUGAUGAGAAGACUCCUGUCUCUUCUGCUUCCUCAGAGGAAGCUGCUCCUUCCAACACACAUUCAGUGUCUGAGGUGGAAGCAUUGGCCAGUACUUAGGUUGUGGAUCAAUAUUAGUAUUGGGGCAGCAGACGCAGCAAGGAGAUACAUGCUACUGGGGUUUUAAUAAGAGGGUCCAUAAACGAAGCUGGUUCUCAGCUUCCUAUGGCUUGAAGAUGGAAAAGUCCUUUUUUGGUCAUGUAGUCCAACUCCCAGGGGUCAGUGCAGAUUGUUCCCUACUAUAUAUUCUUGAAUGCUUUGUUCAGUAGGAUUUUACCUUAUUUCAACAUGAUGGGUAUUCUACCAGUUCCCUGGGAAACUUUUCCAGCUUCAAGGGACCUGAUUCUGUGCUCAUAUACAGCGGCAUAAAUCAGGUGUAACCCUAUGGAAGUUAACCAUGGGCUAAAUCUGCAGUUAAUGUAGCUCUGCCUAGCUCUGUUGAACUCAAUGGAGCUAUGGUGAUUUAUACCAGCUGGAGAUCUGGAGUGGAGUUACACUGGUGUACAACCGGUGUGAGAGGAAGAUCAGGCACUAAUAGGUCAAGAUCUCACUAUGUGGAAAAUAUUCCUAAUGUUCAGUCUACAUUUCUUCUGCUCAGUUUCAUUCUGUUACCUCUGGUCUCAUUGGAGGCAGAAUAGGUCAGUGGACAGGCAGGCUGGUCCGGCGGCUAGGGUGCUAUCAUUGGUGUGGGGAGACCAGUGUUCACUUGCCUAUACGAGCACAGUCUCCUUGUGUGAUGCUGGGCAAGUUGCUCAGUCUCUCUGUGUCUCAGCUCCCUGCCUAUACAAUGUAGAUGAUAGCCUUGCCCUACCUCUCAAGGGUCUUGUGAGGAUAAAUGCUGGAUCAUAUUAAAGAAGUUCUGUAUUAAAAUCACAAAUGAGUUUGAUUCUCCAU
Molecule: messenger RNA, 2647 nt
Organism: Dermochelys coriacea (leatherback sea turtle)
Lineage: Eukaryota; Metazoa; Chordata; Testudines; Dermochelyidae
Gene: TRIM16
Product: tripartite motif containing 16
Exons: 6
Coding region: 11-1813 (600 amino acids)
Molecular function (GO): protein binding; zinc ion binding
Source: RefSeq, a predicted model, not a curated record